Molecule: messenger RNA, 2852 nt
Organism: Onychostoma macrolepis
Lineage: Eukaryota; Metazoa; Chordata; Actinopteri; Cypriniformes; Cyprinidae
Gene: gzf1
Product: GDNF-inducible zinc finger protein 1
Exons: 6
Coding region: 114-2444 (776 amino acids)
Biological process (GO): regulation of transcription by RNA polymerase II
Molecular function (GO): protein binding; RNA polymerase II cis-regulatory region sequence-specific DNA binding; DNA-binding transcription factor activity
Source: RefSeq, a predicted model, not a curated record
GCUCUAAUGUGCGCUGGGUGCGCGUUCUACCGGAAAUACUGUUGUUGUGCCUGUGGAUUUGAUUUGUACAGGGCUGCCGUUUUACUGGCCUUACGCUGCAGAAACCAGAGAAAAUGAGCAAUGGAUUGGUUCAACUGCAAUCCAGCUCUCACCAUAAAAAUCUGCUCAAUGCCAUGUGGAAGCUGAGGACCAUGGGAAACCUGUGUGACAUCACGGUGCAGGUGGAUUUUCAAGGAGAGCUGGAGGAGUUUGAAGCCCAUCAGGUGGUCCUCGCCGCAUCCAGCGGUUACUUCGAAUCCCAUCUGUUAGCUAAUGACCAAGUGAAAAAGAUAUUCUUGUGUGACAUCUUACCACAUGCAUUCGAGAAAUUCUUAGAGUAUGCGUAUUUUGGAAAAAUCAAGGUGGAGAAAAGUUACAUCAGCACAGUACUGCAAAUGGCUAAACUCCUGAAGUGCCAGGACUUAGUGGAUGCUUGCGAGGCAGAAAUUCCCAGCAGCGUUUCAGAUGAAUCUCUGCAGAAAGAUGGAGUGGAUUCAACUGCUCCAAAUACUGAAGUCAAGACAAAACAAGAAUCUGUGAAAAGAGCGAUGAAGAGGAAAAAGUCUUUAAAAGUGCCUGAAAUUGUGAAGGAGACAGAACCAGACAGGAGAAGCAGCAGGUUAGCGGGUCGCAGAGUGUCUGUGGACUUUGAUCUGAAAAAGUCAAAGAUGCAAGCAGAAACCCUUGAUGAAUCCGACACAGGAGAAGAGGAGCAAACGCCACAAGAUCCUGAGGCAGAAUCAUCGCAGGACGCACUGGGUGAAAAAGACACUUGUGAUGACACUGGGUCCGAAUCAUCUCCUGAUGUGCCUGAGGAAGACCCUCAAGAAUCAGACUUCCAGCCUAAUGAGGAAAUGGACGAGGCCGAUGAAGCCGAGAAGGAAGUCAAGAGAGGAACCGCAAAGUACAGAUGUGAGAAAUGCAGCCGUUCCUUCUAUUAUGAGAAGAGCUACCUGAAGCACUUGAAGGUCAACCACGGGGUCCAGAUGGACACCACGUUUCGCUGUGACAUCUGCCAGCAGACGUUUGCCAACCGCUGCAACCUGAAAAUCCACCAGCGCCACGUGCACAACGACGAGAGGCUAUUUCCCUGCGAGAUCUGCAACAAAACCUUCAAGCGCAAGAAGGAUGUGACCCGGCACAGGCGGCAGGUGCACGAGGGCGGCACAGACAGACACUACUGCCACAUCUGCGGCAAAUCUCUCAGCUCCAAAACCGCCCUGACGCUGCAUGAGAGGACACACUCAGGGCACAAACCCUUUAAAUGUGAUGAGUGCGGAUCCAGAUUCUCCCAGAGUUCAGCGCUCAAGACACAUCAAAGGAUCCACACCGGAGAGAAACCUUUCGCUUGUGACCUCUGUGAUGCCAGAUUUACCCAGAACCACAUGCUGUCUUAUCACAAGAGAUGCCACACAGGCGAAAAGCCGUUCAUGUGUGAGAACUGUGGGAAGAGCUUUGCAUCCAAAGAAUACCUGAAACAUCACAACAGAAUCCAUUCAGGAUUCAGACCCUACAAAUGUGAAACCUGCGGAAGAGCGUUUGCUCAGAGGAACUCCCUCCACCAGCAUAUGAAAAUACACACAGGUGAAAGGCCGUAUCAUUGUAAGGACUGUGAUAAGCAGUUCACUCAACUCAACGCCCUGCAGAGACAUCAGAGAAUCCACACGGGAGAGAAGCCGUACAUGUGCAGCAUGUGUGGAAGAACGUUCACUGACAAAUCCACCGUACGCCGACACACCCUGACCCAUGACAAACAAACUCCAUGGAAGAACUACCUGGUUGUUCUGGAGGGAAACGUUGAAGACAGAGCCAAGAAACCGAAAGGCUCUUCUCAGAAGAAGGACAAGGCGUCCGCUGCUGUUUCCGAAGCGCAGGCUCCUGAGAGCAACACACAGAAGACACAAGAAGUCUUGGCUGUGUCCGGAGAGCCCGUGACCAUUUCCGGAGACUGGGCCGGACCUGGAACCAUCGCUCUGGUCAGCCACACGGCCCUGGGCGGCCUCACGGUCAUCCAGACCGAAGUUCCCGCAGGCACGCAACUGCAGCCCUUAGUCACCACGGACGGCACCAGUGUGAUCUCUCUGGAUGCUUCUGCGGUCGGGAUGCCUGUGACCGUUCCCUUUUCCAUCCCCAUAACGGUCGCGCAUUCCAUCGGAGUUUCUUCAUCGAUAUCCGGUUCCGUGCCCAUCACCGUGGCCGGUCACGUUUCAGACGCAAUACUUGCUCCGGUAACGACUGUGACGACAUCAGAAGCCGAAGCAACAGAGAAUGGUCUGGCUGAGUGUAUGUCAGUCCAGGCUGUUACGGUGGGAGAGACGGACUGUGCAGACACCCAACAGGAAGUCAGCGAAAGCAUUCAGACUGCAGAGGCUUCAAACAACAUGGAAAUCUCAGUAGGAGAGUAGAUUCUACCUGCUUUAGUUGCAAAUACUUGUUAAUCAUGUCACAGUCAAGCUUUGUUUUAAAUUAUCAGCUGUAAAUACACUUUUACUUUAUAAAACGUGUAACGAGUACAAUUCUUCAAUCACAAUGUUCAAUUCUGCUCAGGUUUGUUUUUGACAACAUAUACGAUUUCCCCUUCCAUUUCUAGGGAACAUCUUGUCAUUAAAUGAUUUUUUUAGUGAUUCUUGUAAAAACAAAAAUUAGCUUUUUGUCAGUAAUGCUUUUUGCUGCUAUUUAUUAUGCUCAACACUACAUCAAUGUGAACUGCAUAUUAUUAACAUAAUACUCCAUUUUUAGUACCCUAUUACGUGUAUAAUGAUUUGCAGUCAUGACAGCGCUCCUUAAAACCACUCAAUAAAGUGUCAAUUGAA